Molecule: messenger RNA, 2646 nt
Organism: Anguilla anguilla (European eel)
Lineage: Eukaryota; Metazoa; Chordata; Actinopteri; Anguilliformes; Anguillidae
Gene: ncaph
Product: non-SMC condensin I complex, subunit H
Exons: 18
Coding region: 132-2258 (708 amino acids)
Biological process (GO): mitotic chromosome condensation
Cellular component (GO): condensin complex
Molecular function (GO): chromatin binding
Source: RefSeq, a predicted model, not a curated record
AUGGUGAUCAGGAAGGAAAACAGAAGACUGGCGAGCUAAGUGACUGCACUUCAAACACAUUGGGAAAAUUCCUCGUUUUUUAAACCAGAUCUGUUUGUGAAAAGCUAGAAGGGACUAUUGAGGUUGCGACCAUGAGUGCCUCCGCCACCCCAAUCUCCCGCGUGCGUCAGUGGGCAUCGCCAUCCGUUUUGCAAAAGGGCUCGUCCUCCCUGACCAGCACCCCGCUCCUCGCUGCCUUCCCGGGCAACGAUGACGAGCUGGAGCGGCGGCAGAGACGGCGGUCCCGGGUCAUGGACCUCCACGGGAUGUCAGACGUCUCUGUCACCGAGUCCCCCGCGCACAGUGCUACUGGGACCCCAGCGGCUGUGCCUAAACUGUCCAACGCGCAGAUCUCUGAGCAUUACUCCACAUGCAUCAAGCUCUCCACUGAGAAUAAAAUCACCACCAAGAAUGCGUUUGGACUGCACCUGAUUGACUACAUGGCUGACAUCCUCAAACAGAAGGACUCCGAGCUCACUAAUUUCAAGGUGGCUGCAGGUACCCUGGACGCCAGCACCAAGAUCUACGCGGUCCGAGUGGACGCUGUUCACGCUGAUGCCUACAGGGUCCUGGGAGGCCUGGGCUCGGAGACCAAGCCAGGAGAAGAGAGGGGCGCUGAGGGCGGAGGAGGGGAGGAAGAGGAGGACGAGGAAGGGGCCGCUGGAGCGACGGCAGCGAAGAAGGCGGUGAAGAAAAAGAGGCCCCCCAAAAAGACCGUGGAGCAGAACCUGAGCAACAUCAACUGCUCUGAGUCUGAAAGGAAGUGUGAGGUGGACCCCAUGUUCCAGCGGAUGGCGUCCUCUUUCGACGAGAGCAGCACAGCCGGGGUCUUCCUGUCGGUGCUGUUCAGCGAGGACAACCGCUGCGAGCUGCUCUUCCCCUCUCACAUGACCCUCCUGAGCUCCGCCCCCCCUUGCCCGGCCCCGCCCCCGCAGCACGUUCCCGCCAGUCCCUUCACGGGUGGUCUGCAGCAGGCCCAGGAGAAGAGCUCGAUAUGCCCGUCGCUGAAGGACUUCUCCUUCACCAGCUGGAACCCAGAGCAGACGAUGAACCAGCUGCUGGAGAAGAUGAAGCAGGGGCAGCACGCGUUCGACGUGAACGCAGAGGUGGAGCCGGAGGAGGGCGAGCUCCAGGAUUUCGGGGACGAUUUUGACGCGGACGGCUACGAGGAGGGACAGGGGGACGGCGGGGACGGGCCCAAGGAGCACAGGGAGACCUGUGCCAUCACUGGGGCGGGACGGGGGAGGGACGUGAUCGCGAUCGGAGACGGCGACAUCACCACCAUGUGCCUGCAGCUGUCCUCCCAGCCCCGGGAGUACUCCUACUUCAGCCCCCGGACCAUGGCCAUGUGGGCGGGGCCCGGAUUCUGGCGCUUCAAGCCGCUGCACAAGCAGGAUCACCUUCCGGACAAGGAGAGCCGCAAGAGGAAGCAGAAGAAGAGCUUUGAGCUCGACUUCACCGACGACGUGAACUUCGACGUGUACUUCCGCACCACGAGAGCAGCCACCACCAUCAGCAAGUCCGCCCUGUCCACCUGCAACAAGAAGACCACGCUGCCCGCAGACUUCCACUACCCCCCAGAGGCCCUGUCCCAGCUCAGCUUCAAGCCGUCCGGCACACUGUGCAAGCAGGGGGCCAAACGGGUGUCCGGAGAGCUGGGAGACGGCGUCGGGGACUACGACUACAACAACGCCAACGACACCGCCAACUUCUGCCCCGCCCUUCAGGGGGGGGACAGCGACGACGAUGAUGAUGGAGCGGGGGGGUUCGGAGGACCCGAGGGAGAUUUCGACACGACCAGUCAGCCUUUCUCCGGCGGCAUGCCCCCAUCCUCACAGGACCUCGCUGCCGUGUCCACCUACGGGGAGGACAACCUCGUGCCCGAGCCUCAGAAGGUGAACAAGAUUGAAAUAAACUACGCGAAGAUGGCGAAGGUGAUGGACAUGAAGCGGCUGAAGAACACCAUGUGGAGCUUGCUGACCGACUGCCUGGACAAACCGCUGAAGGAGGCAGAGGGAGCAGAGACCAUGCAGGUUUCUGGGGAGAAGGCCUUCAGCCAGACCACCAGGACCCUCCUUCAGAGGCUGCCCCACACCAUGGCCCAGAACAUGUCCGUUCCCCUGGCGUUUGUCGCUCUGCUGCACCUGGCCAAUGAGAAGAACUUGGAGCUCGUGAAAGUGGACGACAUGUCCGACAUCGUCAUCAAGCAGGGCCGCUGAAAAUGGACGGGGGGCCGGGAUUCAUAACGAAGAGAUUAUGUUGUUACGUUUUACCUUUCUCGAGCUUGUCUUCCCUUUAUGUUUUCACCUCCUCCCAAGUGCUCUACAUUAAUAACAGCGUACUUGAGUCUUUAGUCCAAGCUCAUCAAACUUGAUUUUACGGACUAUGGAUUGAGUCCCUUUAAUAAAAGCACGGUGGGUCCUCUUCUGGGGGGAUUUUUUAUUUUAUUUUUUUAUUCUGUAAAUGUAUACCAGCCUCGGUAUGCCUGUCUCAGUCUAGCCACUGCGUUCUCUGCUCUCUGUGUGUAGAUGCAUAAUUUAAGAACUUUACCUUCUACAAUGAAGCUUGUCAUGUGUAAAUAUUAAAUAAAACACUUUUUUUUAAUGA